Molecule: messenger RNA, 897 nt
Organism: Gloeophyllum trabeum ATCC 11539
Lineage: Eukaryota; Fungi; Basidiomycota; Agaricomycetes; Gloeophyllales; Gloeophyllaceae
Product: S-adenosyl-L-methionine-dependent methyltransferase
Exons: 6
Coding region: 1-897 (298 amino acids)
Biological process (GO): 7-methylguanosine RNA capping; 7-methylguanosine cap hypermethylation
Cellular component (GO): nucleus
Molecular function (GO): RNA cap trimethylguanosine synthase activity
Source: RefSeq, a predicted model, not a curated record
AUGGGCAAACGGCGUGGAGCGGUUUCAGGCUUGUCCCUUUUCGCCAAGGAAGCGUUCGGUGACCAGCUUCUUACACCAUCGGCACUCAAUGACAGCUCGGCACCUCCUUCGAAACGCCGCAAAGUAGAACUACUAAGGUCUAGUCGGGGUCGGUACGAUGCGACGGGCCUAGUCCCGUUCUACAGGGAAGAAGAGGAAGUUCCUGCAGAGUUGAGAAAGUACUUUUCCCAGCGCCUCCGCCUGUUCUCGCUCUACCCUCGCGGCGCAUUGCUCGAUCCCGUCGGCUGGUUUUCCGUCACUCCUGAAGCUAUCGCCGCAAAUAUUGCCGAGCGCUGUCGAUGUGAUACUAUCCUCGACGCGUUCUGCGGGGUUGGAGGGAAUGCGAUCCAAUUUGCUUUGCGCUGCGAGAGAGUGAUUGCUCUCGAUACAUCUACCACCCGCCUCCGUCUCGCCCGACACAACGCUGCGCUCUACGGUGUCGCCGACCGCAUCGAGUUCAUCCUCGCGGAUUACGUCGAUUUUGCGAGAUCCUACGCAUCUCUGCUAACACAGACGAUGCGGGGGUCAGGAAAUACAGCAACGGAUAGCGUGCACCGGAAGAUUGACGUGGUCUUCCUGAGCCCGCCUUGGGGCGGCCCUGGAUAUAUCGAUGGUGCUCCUCACCCGGAGUAUUCCCUACGCGACAUCCAGCCCAUCCCGGGCAAGGAGCUCUUCGACCUCACGCGGCAGAUAACGCCCCACGUUGCGUACUACCUCCCGAGGAACGUCAGCAUGGAGGAGGUUGCGGCGCUCCUGCCGGAGAAGAUCGAGGUGGAGGAGCAGUGGAUGGGGAACAAGCUCAAGGCAGUGUGCUGCUAUUUUGGGGGACUUGUGAGUGGGCAGGAGGAUAUGUGGUGA